CCUGCACCCCUGGGGCCCAAGUUCUCCAGUCGGAAGGGGACUAUAAGGAGAGAGAGAGGGGCUACUGGAAGAAGAAGAAGAAAAAAAGAACUAGAUAGAGGAGGGCGCCUCCCUCCCACUCCUGCCUGUCCCCUCUCCCUACUUUCUCUCUGGACUCCUAUUUCUCCAUUGUGGUGUCCAGGACCAUUUUGACCCUGUCGGCCCCGGCACCCCCCCGCCGCACCCCAGCGCCGAGCAUGGGGACGGCGCUUCUCCAGCGCGGGGGCUGCUUUCUCCUGUGCCUCUCGCUGCUGCUCCUGGGCUGCUGGGCCGAGCUGGGCAGCGGGCUGGAGUUCCCGGGCGCCGAGGGCCAGUGGACGCGCUUCCCCAAGUGGAACGCCUGCUGCGAGAGCGAGAUGAGCUUCCAGCUGAAGACGCGCAGCGCGCGCGGCCUCGUGCUCUACUUCGACGACGAGGGCUUCUGCGACUUCCUGGAGCUGAUCCUGACGCGCGGCGGCCGCCUGCAGCUCAGCUUCUCCAUCUUCUGCGCCGAGCCCGCCACGCUGCUGGCCGACACGCCGGUCAACGACGGCGCCUGGCACCACGUGCGCAUCCGCCGCCAGUUCCGCAACACCACGCUCUUCAUCGACCAGGCGGAGGCCAGGUGGGUGGAGGUCAAGUCCAAGCGCAGGGACAUGACGGUGUUCAGCGGCCUGUUCGUCGGGGGGCUGCCCCCGGAACUGCGCGCCGCGGCGCUCAAGCUCACCCUGGCCUCGGUGAGGGAGCGGGAGCCCUUCAAGGGGUGGAUUCGCGACGUGAGGGUCAACUCCUCGCAGGCCCUGCCCGUGGACAGCGGCGAGGUGAAGCUGGACGACGAGCCGCCCAACAGCGGCGGCGGCAGCCCGUGCGAGGCGGGCGAGGAGGGCGAGGGCGGGGUGUGCCUCAACGGGGGCGUGUGCUCCGUGGUGGACGACCAGGCCGUGUGCGACUGCUCGCGAACCGGCUUCCGCGGCAAGGACUGCAGCCAAGGUCUGGCGCACCUGAUGAUGGGCGACCAAGGUAUGGGCUCUGUUCCUUUUCCACUCUGCUUUCAGUGUUUUCUUGUUCUGUAGCUGCUUUCAAACCAUCACUGCAAAGGAUGGACAAGUGCUUGUAAAUUAUCUGGCUGCAAAAUUAAAUACAUAACUUUUGUUCACA
Messenger RNA from Carlito syrichta (Philippine tarsier), 1176 nucleotides. Its product is annotated as neurexin-1-like. NCBI's taxonomy places the organism in Eukaryota, Metazoa, Chordata, Mammalia, Primates, Tarsiidae. Bases 237 to 1091 code for a protein of 284 amino acids. The record is from RefSeq and is a predicted model, not a curated record. The transcript has 2 exons.